Messenger RNA from Colletotrichum karsti, 2409 nucleotides. Its product is annotated as guanine nucleotide exchange factor vps9. Lineage: Eukaryota; Fungi; Ascomycota; Sordariomycetes; Glomerellales; Glomerellaceae. Gene Ontology annotation, biological process: vesicle-mediated transport. The transcript has 4 exons. The record is from RefSeq and is a predicted model, not a curated record. Bases 1 to 2409 code for a protein of 802 amino acids. Gene Ontology annotation, cellular component: endocytic vesicle; cytosol. Gene Ontology annotation, molecular function: ubiquitin binding; guanyl-nucleotide exchange factor activity; small GTPase binding.
AUGUCUUCUACAGAUCCCGCAGAUCACUUUUCUAGCCUACCGGGCGACGUCCAACAUGACAACACCGCUGCCUCGGUGACGAAGGCCGAGCCCGCGGGGUCCAAGGCUGAAACAGAGCCCACCAACCUCGAGAACCACAACGACGAUGGCAAACCUGCCCUAUCCGCCAAGGCGGCGGGCAAACAGCAAGCUACCGACGACCUGAUCGACUUUGGCGACGAUGCUUCUGCCCCCGAACCGGUAGACAAAAUAGCUACGGACACCGCCAGAAAAUCCGCCGAAGGAUCUAGCCUCGACGCCUCCGCACCUGCCCCUGAGAGCGCUUCGGAACCCAUGGCCGCCUCGAUAUCGACGUUGAAGCCAACGAGCCCUCGUCCACCUGAGACCGCCACACAGUAUCUCACAAUAGAAGCGACUUCGGCCGCUUAUGUUGACCCGACACCUCCUACGCCGAGGACAUCUCAGCCUCCCUCUCGAACACCUUCGAAUGCAGGCCCGCGCCGAGUUUCGUCCGAGUCCUCUCCCACCCGAUCCGACGCCGGCUACGACGAGCGCAGAUACGCAAGCGAAGAUGAGCAAGAGGGAUCACGCUCCGAGAUUCAGAGCAUCAUGGAGCAGUUCACCGGCGAUGGCGGAGGCCCUGGCGCUGAAGAGGUCAUGAGCCCACGGUUGGAGAUCGCGUCGCCAAUGUUGGGCAGUCCGGGCAUCCAGCACCCUCCACGAAAGUCCAGUUUGGAACCUCUUGCCCCAUCGCUAUCGCAUCAAGUCCAGGAACUCCAGGGACUGAGGAUUCAGACUGCCUCUCCUGCGAGCAUGGUCUCUCGCGAAAGGCCGGCGGACGACCAGGGGCCGCCUGUACCCCCUAAGGAUGGGCCUCCGGCCACCCCAGCACGUUCACACGAUGACCGUCAAAUGAGUGUUGAUUCUCAAAUGUCUCCAGGGCUUCACCGGCCGCCGCCUCCGGAACCAGAGCCAGAGCCAGCCUUGCCAUUCGAUUUUCACCGAUUCUUGGAGCAGCUGCGAAACAAGAAAGCGGACCCGGUUGCUAGAUACCUCAAGUCAUUCUUAUCGGAGUUUGGGAAGCGACAGUGGAUGGUGCAUGAGCAAGUCAAGAUCAUUAGCGAUUUCCUAGCGUUCAUCGCCAACAAGAUGGGUCAAUGUGAGGUAUGGCGGGACGUCUCCGAUGCCGAGUUUGAUAACGCUCGCGAGGGCAUGGAGAAGCUGGUGAUGAACAGACUCUACACACAAACCUUUUCCCCUGCGAUCCCACCGCCACAGCCUAUCCCCGGCGCAAAGCCAAAGAAGAGAGGCGGCGAGCGACCUUUGGGUCCUGGAAGAAGAGGUCAGCAUCAAGAAGACGUUGAGCGCGACGAUGUCUUGACGCAAAAGAUCAACAUCUAUGCUUGGUUGAGGGAAGAGCACCUCGACAUCCCGCCGUCUGGUGAGAGUGGACGACGGUUCUUGAAGCUUGCUCAACAAGAACUUCUCAAGAUCAAGUCUUAUCGCGCUCCGAGAGACAAGAUCAUCUGCGUCUUGAACUGCUGCAAAGUGAUUUUUGGCCUGUUGAAGCAUUCUAAAUCAGAUUCAUCUGCGGACUCUUUUAUGCCCCUCCUAAUCUUCGUUGUCCUCCAAGCCAACCCAGAGCACUUGGUGUCCAACGUUCAAUACAUCCUUCGCUUCAGAAAUCAGGAAAAGCUCGGUGGCGAAGCUGGCUACUACCUGUCAUCAUUGAUGGGCGCCAUUCAGUUCAUCGAAAACAUGGAUCGAACGACUUUGACCAUCACUGACGAGGAAUUCGAGAAGAAUGUGGAGGCAGCCGUAUCGGCCAUUGCCGAGAAGCAUAAGCUGGAUUCUCCCUAUCCAACGCAGGAGCCUACGUUCUCAGAGAAGUCCGGCUUCAGCUUUCCGCCAAGUGAAUCUUCAACCUCACGACCAUCUCUGGAGAUUGCUGUGGGCGAGUCGUCGAUGCCGCGCAGAUCAACGUCAUCGAACGAAGGCGCCGCGGAUGACCAGGCUCCGAUCACCGGCCUCCUACGCUCAAUACAGAAACCCCUCAGCACUAUUGGGCGCAUGUUCUCGGAUGAGCCAUCUCCCCCACCAGCCGGACCAAGCAACGCUUCCCGACCGCCGCCGCAGUCUGAGCGACUGUCACCAAGACCUAGCAUGGAUAUCGAAGGCCAGCAGCCCAGCACUCGCCCCCAGCUCUCGGCAGAAGAAGCGGCGGCGAGACAAGCCAGUGCUGAAGCUGCCGAGGCCCAGCGCCUCCAUCGCGCGGAGCACAACAAUGUUGUCGAGACACUCGCGGGCAUGUUUCCCGACCUCGACAGGGACAUCAUUUCGGAUGUGGUAUACCAGAAGCAGGGCAGAGUCGGAUUGGCCGUAGACGCCUGCUUGGCCCUAUCAACGUAG